AGUGGGAAGGGGGCUGCCUUAAGAAGCCAGAAGCUCGCAUCCUGAAGCUGGCUGACUUUCGGGCCAAGGGGGACUCUGAAGCAGCAGACAAAGCUGAUGAACUUGUAAACUUUCCAGCGCUCGGGCUUUAUUUGUCCGAGCCUGGUACUCCCCUCUGUGGGUGGAGAAGCCGAGGGGCUGGCUGACGUCACCCGAGGAGCAGGGAUAAAGCCCGGCACCCGCAGCUGUGGGGUGACCCGUCCAGCAGGUGCCCUGCCAGCAGCACCCACCUCCCCACAACCUACAGGAAAAGAGCGGGAGAGCCCCAGGACACACGCCCACGAUGCCCCAGAACGUUGUUCUCCAAGGACCAGCACCCUGGGGAUUCAGGCUCUCGGGAGGAAUAGACUUUAACCAACCCUUGAUCAUAACCAGGAUUACACCUGGAAGCAAGGCUUCAGCUGCCAACCUGAGCCCUGGUGAUGUUAUUGUGGCUAUUGAUGGCCUGAGCACAGAGAACAUGACACACAAUGACGCCCAGGAGAGAAUUAAAGCAGCGGCACAUCAGCUAUGCUUGAGAAUAGAGAGGAAAGAGACUAAAUUAUGGUCCCCACAAGUUUCAGAAGAUGGCAAAGCACAUCCCUUCAAGAUAAAUUUGGAAGCUGAACCACAGGAUAUCAACUACUUUGAACACAGGCAUAAUAUUCGGCCCAAACCUUUCAUACUCCCAGGCCGAAGCAGUGGAUGCAGUACUCCUUCGGGGAUUGACUGUGGCAGUGGACGCAGCACCCCCUCUUCCAUUAGCACCGUCAGCUCUAUCUGCCCCACCGAGCUGAAAGCGGUGUCUAAGAUGGCCCCUAACGUUCCCCUGGAAAUGGAGCUGCCCGGUGUCAAGAUUGUACAUGCUCAGUUUAACACACCCAUGCAGUUGUACUCAGAUGACAAUAUCAUGGAAACACUGCAAGGCCAAGUUUCUACAGCUCUGGGGGAAACACCCAUCAUGAGUGACCCAGCUCCCACCGCGGUGCCUCAGUCCGACGUGUACAGGAUGCUGCACGCCAACCAGGAGGAGCCCAGCCAACCUCGUCAGUCUGGCUCCUUUAAGGUGCUCCAGAAUUUAGUCUCCGAGGAAGAUGGACGCCCUGUGGGUACAAGAAGUGUGAAAGCACCUGUGACAAAGAUACCCACCGGCUUGCCUGGUGCCCAGAAAGUGCCACAGUGUGACAAAUGUGGGAGCGGAAUUCUAGGGACAGUGGUGAAGGCACGGGAUAAAUACCGGCACCCAGAAUGUUUUGUGUGCUCUGACUGCAAUCUUAACCUGAAACAAAAGGGCUACUUCUUCGUGGAGGGCCAGCUCUACUGUGAAGCUCAUGCGCGAGCUCGCAUGAGGCCACCAGAGGGAUAUGAAGCAGUUACUGUUUACCCAAAAUGCUAGUCUUACCUUAGCACACACAUACAUGCAUGCACACGAGAGGCCAUUACCAGCUUAGAACUGCAGUACAAGUAUCAGGACUCCCGCCUGAAUCCAAAGUAGCAGCUUUUAAACUGUCUCUAAUGGGAAUCUGAGCAAGGUGGGAGUCCCUAUUAACCAGCAGUAACGUACUAUACCAGUAAAAUUCUGUCAAAGGAUUAUCUUUGAAGUUGCCAAUAUAACUCGGUGGAGUAUGAACUAAAACAGCUGUACUGGAAUAACAAAAGUGAAACAGCAGAGGUAUUACAGGAUCACUACAGUAUAUCCACACAUCCUGUAAUCAAGACAUUAUUUUUAACAUAAAUUAAGAAUCUGUGCAAGCAGCAAAAAACACUGAAAGCCUCAUUGUGUUACAGGCUGUGCGCUACCAAAUACAGAAAAUUGACAGAUCAUUAGAUAAGCAGCUAUUUUACGUGGAUAGUACAAAGCAACCAGAUGUUCAUGUCUGCUUCAACCAUCUAUUAUUCAAGUAUCAUUAAUGUGUGCCAAAAAAUAGAUUUCGCUUACUUUGCUUUGAAUUUGGGGUUAUAUUUACUUAAUUUUCUGAUGCAGCAAAUGUGAUGAGGAAUAAAUACCGAUUCAUACAAGAAAAUGCCUAUUGAAUAAAGACCAUUUAGUAAGAAGUAAAACAGUUCCAUGUUGUUUCAGUGAUUUACAAUGAAAUUAGCUUUCACAUCACUUCGCAGAAAAUUGUUCUGAGGCAUGCACACACAUACAUUGCUUUUUGGAAAAAAAAAAAUAUUCUAAUAGGAACUCACUGCAAAGCAAGAAUGAAAGUAAACUUAAAAACCUUUCUGCAGAAAAUGGUACUGUUAUUUGCCUCUCCAUCACUUAAUUUCCUUAAUAGUUACAAUGGAAAAUAUCAUUAUAAUACCUUUAUUUCUGGUAAUUAAAAUUUGGACAUCUUUUAAAAUGACUGAUAAUAGGCAGGAGAAAGAUCUUUUAUGAAAAGCCUGAUGAACUUCCAAGGGGGAGGUGGGGACGGAGCUGGAUGAAAACAGUUUUUAAAUCAACUUCUGAAACGCUUUUAAGGUUUGAAUUGCUUUAAGUUAGGUGCUAGCUGCAUACACAUACACCUGUCUGACAAAUUCAGCCUUAGCAUUUUCCAAAAACAUCAACACCAUUCAUCAAUUCAUAGCAGAAGUGAACGACUCACGGGCAAAAAAUCUUACAUACUUUUCCCAUUCUAAAAUACAUAAGAAGCUUAAAAUGUAAGCAGAAUAGAGAAUCAAAAUUAGAAGCUGUAUAUACUUUAAAUUUAUUUUUAAAAUUGAGAUGAGUCACAAAGCCUGAAAUUAAAUGCUUGUAUACUCGAAGACUUUUCAAGGUGUCUUUAACUAUCAUUUCUGAAUUUAAAUGUUUUUAAAAUGUAUGUGUCCCUGCAUUUAAAAUUUAAGCCUGCGUACCAAAAGCAUACAGAGAUGCACCCUUCUAAAGGUUAGUUCCUGAAUUUUUUUCAGGCACAAAACACAAUUCUGCUCCUCACGUAUCAUGGAGGAGCAGAAUUCAUAAAGUAAACGUGAAAAUCAUUUUGAGAGUGCAUAUAAUGUGUAUUUUUACAAACCUGAAAUGCCACUAGUGUUUUACAAUAAUUGCUUAAUGUUCAUUUAUUUGUGGAGCAAAUGAAAGUAAAAAUAAAUCACUACAUACCAUGAAAA
Messenger RNA from Anas platyrhynchos (mallard), 3108 nucleotides. It is a transcript of the gene PDLIM3, whose product is annotated as PDZ and LIM domain 3. Gene Ontology annotation, molecular function: muscle alpha-actinin binding; actin binding. Lineage: Eukaryota; Metazoa; Chordata; Aves; Anseriformes; Anatidae. Gene Ontology annotation, cellular component: adherens junction; stress fiber; Z disc. The record is from RefSeq and is a predicted model, not a curated record. Gene Ontology annotation, biological process: heart development; muscle structure development; actin cytoskeleton organization.